Sungouiella intermedia is the source of this 195-nucleotide messenger RNA. NCBI's taxonomy places the organism in Eukaryota, Fungi, Ascomycota, Pichiomycetes, Serinales, Metschnikowiaceae. The record is from the annotation of a GenBank genome assembly.
AUGUGGUACAAAUCUGAGGAGCAUGCCUUCAUUGUUGCUGUCUUGCAAAUGAUGAACGGUGGGCAACAGAUUGUGGGUGGUGAUCUUGCUUACUUUUUCACUCUUCUCUACAAUGCGAAGUUGAGAAAUUGGAAAAUUUUGUUUCAUGUUUACGGUGCUCUCACAGUGGUUUGGGGGACUUUUGUCUUGUACUGA